UCUGUGCUGUGCUUGGUAUGAGGUUUAGAGAGACCGAGCUGUAAGUAGGUCGGGCUGGGCUUAAGCGGCUUAGCUACGUCAGCCUAAAGCUGGGAGGAAUUCAUCCAAAGCCCUCCGCGGUAGGCGGGGGCCUAAGCGAGGCUGGCCUAGUUAAGCCUGAUUCUUAUUGUGUGCAGUAGAGCCUGUUUUUGUUUUGCACCGUAGCUGAGAGGGAGUCCAGGAGUAGUGUGUGUGAAUCCAUGUACUUGUUAGUCACAGCUUAUGUUUGAUUUGGGAGAGGAAGGAGGCAGAUGAGACAUAUGUGGGAGUUAGACCAGUGUUAGUGUCACUGUGGACCAGGAGAGGAGAGCGGCAGGGACAGAAAACAGACAGGUGGAAGGAGUGUGGAGCCACGGUGCUGAGUCUGGUUACUGAAGGGCGACAGCCAUAGGCCCGACUUAAGUCUGUGUGAGUCCGCUAUGCUAAAAGAUGGAGCCCAGUUCCGUGUUUCUGUCCAGCAUGGUGGGUAAAGCUCGCUCCUCCAACUUCACCCUCUCUGAGAAGCUGGACCUGUUGAAGCUGGUCCGCCCUCACAUCCGCAUCCUGGAGGAGCACACCAACAAGCACGCCGUCAUCGUGGACAAGAACAAGUGUUGGGACACCGUGGCCGAGCAGUACAAUGCGCUGGGAGGGGACAGGCCGCAUCGCACCGCUCAGGGCCUCAGGACCCUCUAUAAGAGGCUGAAGGAGUCGGCCAAACAGGAAGUGAUGCAACGCAGACACGCCCAGCCAGAGUACAGAGCGAGCAUCUCUGAGCCAACCAGGAGAAUCAUGGAGAUGAUCCCUCACCUGUUUCACCAUGUGCCAAUCCACGAGAAGGACCAGGCACUGCGCAGAUUAAUAUACAGCAAGCACAACUCUCCCAUUGAGCAUCCUGGCAGUAGCUCCUCUCUGGCUGGACUCCAGGAUUACUCAGCAGCUGUCCCAAGUAUCCCCCAUGAGGUGGUCCAGCUGAACCACGAAGAGGAUGUUAAACCACCACCAGACCUCCCCGUCCUCCCUACGCACACGGAGCCAGGGCUGGACGGAGGCCAGGAGCCAGAGGGAGAACAAGACUUGGGCAGCGUCCAGGAUUACGAAGCAUCUUUGUCUCCCUCUCAAUCCUCCGUUAACAUCCCCCUCUCCGCCUCGCCGCUGCCGCUACGCCACGACCUCUACCCCAACGACAUCUACCCUCACCACGAAGCCAGCAGGUUUCGCCCUCACCUGGCCAAAGAGGAGCACGAGCUGGUGCUGGCCAACCACCGCAAGGUCGCCCUCUACCUGGAGGAGAAGAGGGAGGGGCUGAAGAGGAAGCAGCAGCUGGAGGAGGAACUUCUGAAAGCCAAGAUCAAAGUGGAGAAACUAAAGGCUGCCCGGCUGAGACACGGCCUGCCAGUUCCUCUAUAACAAGUACGGACACGCACAACUAUGGGCAGUAGAAAGGGAGAAGCUCUGAGGAAAAGCUUUGGCGCUUGGAACUUGAAUUUCUUUUGGUAACACGGUGCCUCGUACAGACACGGACAGAUAGCCUGUGCACUUAUUCCACGACGAUGCUGAGUUACGUUGCCAUCGGUCUCUGUUUAAGCGCUCUGAGCGUAAAGGAAACACGUGUAAAAGCUCAAUAACACUGUGAUUGGCCGAAAUGGGUCAAAUAAAUGUGAAAGUGAAGGGAAUGUUUGUCAUAUUGACUGAUAUGUACCAUACUGGUGCUUUUGUUGCCUAGAUCUGUCACUAGUAUGUGAGUGUAGCGAUGUUAGGAUAGUGUUACGUGGAGAGAGAGUCAGCCUAGUUAAUUUCACCAGGAUAUGUUCUAUUUUUAAAGAAGGUGCCCCACUAAUUAGGGGUGUGUCACAACUUGAUGCGAUGAACUCAACAGGAAUGAUCUUUAAGCUCUUGUGAAACCACAUUUUUUUAGUACGGCAAUUUUAAAAGAGAAACUCUUGAGUUCAGUGAAACCCUGCAGUCAGUUAUCUCAGACAUGCCGAGAUUGAAACACAAUUUUAAAGAUCCACUAAUAAAAACAUGUCAAAAAGUAUCAAAUCAUCCCAGUGUGAAAAGGAGGAAGAGGUGGUGUUGAUUUUCUCAUGUUCUUGCUAUUUAAUGUAUGUGAAUACCACAUUGAUUGUAUUGUGAUGUUGGUUUAAAGUGUCGGUUUCUUUGACAGGUUGUCCACAUUUUUUAUAUUAAAAAAGAAACAGAA
Messenger RNA from Mugil cephalus (flathead mullet), 2221 nucleotides. It is a transcript of the gene fsbp, whose product is annotated as fibrinogen silencer-binding protein. The coding region runs from base 469 to 1428 and encodes 319 amino acids. Lineage: Eukaryota; Metazoa; Chordata; Actinopteri; Mugiliformes; Mugilidae. The record is from RefSeq and is a predicted model, not a curated record. The transcript is spliced from 2 exons.